AAAUCCCUGACAUGCUUAUUUUGUUCAUAAGAUAAUCUGGUGGGUGUAACUGGAAAAAUGUUUUGACGUUUGCCUCUCUUUAAAAGUACGAGUCAAAGUCACCACAUUAGGGACUGUCCAGUUCAUCUGCACUUACCUGAACCAACCAUGACUUUCUCUGACGCUGAGAAGGCUGCCAUCACCUCUAUCUGGGGCAAGGUUGCCGGCCAUACUGAUGAAAUUGGAGCAGAGGCUCUGGAAAGGCUCUUCCUGAGCUUCCCCCAGACCAAAACCUACUUCAGCCACUUCAACCUGAGCCAUGGUUCCAGUGAUCUGAGCAGCCACGGAGGAAAGGUUCUGAGUGCCAUUGGUAAUGCUGCUGGCCACCUGGAUGACCUGGACCAUGCUCUGUCCUCCCUCAGUGACCUGCAUGCCCAGAAGCUCAGGGUUGACCCUGGUAACUUCAGGCUGCUGUCCCACUCCAUCCAGGUGACUCUGGCUGUCCACUUCCCCAAUGAAUUCAACGCUGUUGCUCAGGCUGCCUGGGACAAGUUCCUGUCCGCUGUGUCCUCCGUCCUGGUGUCCAAGUACAGAUAAACGGAUCCCCUUGUGAUAACUGGUUGUAAAAAAUGACUUUGCCAGAUUUUUAAUAAAGCUCAU
Molecule: messenger RNA, 639 nt
Organism: Hyla sarda
Lineage: Eukaryota; Metazoa; Chordata; Amphibia; Anura; Hylidae
Product: hemoglobin subunit alpha-5-like
Exons: 3
Coding region: 148-576 (142 amino acids)
Biological process (GO): oxygen transport; hydrogen peroxide catabolic process
Cellular component (GO): blood microparticle; hemoglobin complex; haptoglobin-hemoglobin complex
Molecular function (GO): heme binding; peroxidase activity; haptoglobin binding
Source: RefSeq, a predicted model, not a curated record